Messenger RNA from Cannabis sativa, 489 nucleotides. RefSeq lists its product as uncharacterized. The transcript has a single exon. The record is from RefSeq and is a predicted model, not a curated record. The coding region runs from base 1 to 489 and encodes 162 amino acids. Lineage: Eukaryota; Viridiplantae; Streptophyta; Magnoliopsida; Rosales; Cannabaceae.
AUGUGGCUUAAGGAAGAGGAAGCUGCUGUCAUUAUCCGUGAUAAUUGGUCAGCUAUUCCUUCAAGUGAUAUUAAUCAAUUUCAACUCAACCUUGCCUCCUGCACUGAUGCACUUCAGCAAUGGCACACUCACAAAUUUGGCACGAUGAGGAGAGACAUUUCAAAGAUGCAGAAAUCAGUGGCAGCAUUAAAUGAUGCUGCUGUCCGCACACUUGCUGGUGUGAAUCGACUACAACAAUUAGAGGCUAUCCUUGAUGAACUUUUAGCAAAGGAGGAAGAAUAUUGGCAUCAAAGAUCACGGGUGGACUGGCUGCAAUGUGGGGAUCAGAAUACUAAAUUUUUUCAUGCCCAUGCCUCUUCAAGGAAGGCUAAGAACUCCAUCAAAUCGUUAAAAAAUCAUCUUGGUAUGACUGUUAGCAAUAAGGAUGAAUUAACAGAUGUGAUUUGCUCCUAUUAUUCAAGUUUAUUUGCUACAGAGGGAAUUCAUUGA